Molecule: messenger RNA, 1533 nt
Organism: Suillus discolor
Lineage: Eukaryota; Fungi; Basidiomycota; Agaricomycetes; Boletales; Suillaceae
Exons: 3
Coding region: 1-1533 (510 amino acids)
Source: RefSeq, a predicted model, not a curated record
AUGCAUGCCUGCCUACUCAUUCCAGAGAUCGUAAAACUCAUUUUCGCCAACGUUCAUGUCUACGGCACCGAUGGUUUUUCAGUCGUACAUUUUAUAGAUCUCUACUCCAAACUAGCCACGCGACGGUAUGUGGCUGGGCGACAUUCUCUAGCCGCUCUCUCUCGGGUCUGCCGUUCCUUCAAAGAUAUAGCUUUGGAUGCGUUAUGGGUCAAGCUGGAUAGUCUAGAACCUCUUUUCGCUUGUCUCCCACGAGAUUUAUGGACCAUGACUGAUGAUAGGAAGCUUCUCAUACAGAGACCUGUAACCGAAGCAGAUUGGUCGGUCUUCGAGCAAUAUGCAUCUCGGGUGCGGAUUUUGGGAAACGCAGAUUUUGAUCUUUUCGGAGGCAUAGACGCGGAGUUUGUCUACGCCAUGAUAGGUUUUUGUUCACAGUCGCUCCUGGUGCCCAACCUUCGAAUACUCUGCUGCAAAGGAUAUCGAUAUCCUGAUAGUUUUCCAUUCGUGUAUGCGUUACCUCCUGGGUCCCAACCUCAUUCAUCUGUUUGUGUCAUCGAGUUCGUCGGACCACAUUCAAUGUGCCCUCGAGUCGGUGAGCUUGCUCUCUGUGGGCUCACGCACCUGCGGAAGGCAACUCUCAUCUUUCCAAGCCGGGAAGAUCUGUCCUGGUUAUCUCGUAUCGUUGGCCUUCAAGAGUUGCGGAUCGUUCUCGCUGGAAUUCUCCCUCCCCUCAGAUCUCAAUUUCGUACCUCUUACCUGGAAAAAUUAGUCAUCCACUCAUUUAAUUUGACCACGAGUGGAAGUUCAGUAGCAGGGUGGGUUGUUCCAUGCAGACAGCUGCAGCUCAUUCCCACCUUUACUGAAUCCGCGGUUGCCGUCGAACGUGUCCUGCGCAUGUUGGACCAACGUCUACUUUUUGAUGUUCUGGAGCAUAUCCUGAUAGACGUAGUAUUCGAGCCUAAUCAUAUCGACAAGGCAUUCACCCUGCAAACAUUCACUCCCCUUAUGCGCUUCUCCAGUCUGAAAGAGGUCGACCUUUCGACAUUUUGUAUGUCAUUGCUUGAUGACGAUGAUCUUGGUUCUAUCGUCAAGUCCUGGCCACGCCUCGAGUGCCUUUAUCUCGGGACCAAAUGUUUCUGGCAGACGCCACCCAAAAUAACCUUUCGGGGUCUUGUGACCUUACUUGCCACCUGCCCCGAUCUCAGAAACCUCGGUUUGGUAUUCGACACUACGAAGGUAGCUUCGCCUACGGCUGAGAGAUUAGGACAUGGGGUCUGCAACACAAAUAUCACCCACUUUCAUGUUGGGUGCUCUCCGAUCGAACAACCACUCGAGGUUGCGGUCUUGCUUUCGGUAGUUUUGCCGUGCUUGGGAGAAUUUCUUGUCGAGUCCUGGCUAGUUAAGCCUGGGGGUGAGAGCGGUCCUGACCGACAGGCACGAAAUGCCAAGUGGGGAGAGGUAUUGGAGCACAUUAGCCAUACUUUGAUCAAGCAAGAGAGUAACGCCACAGUGAAGACCAGGGAUGUGACGAGCUAG